AUGACUCGAAAAAAAUUAAUUUUAAUUUUUUGUUUAUUCUUUUUUCUGCUUCAAAAUGUUCCUUGUCAAAAAAGUCAAGGAUUCUCUGGAAGAGUUUCAAGAAUUAGUUCAAUUUCUGCUGAGUCUAUGCGAAAUUAUGAAUUUUCUGGAUUUAAAACAGAUAGAGUUGUGGCAGAAGAAUAUGUUCAAAAAUUGGUUGGGAAAACCCAAUAUUUUAUGCCUGAAAUGAUUGAAGCUGAUAUUUAUUGUAAUGAUAAAUUAUCGGAAAAAGAAAAGGAAGGGGAGGCUAUAGAAGAACCUGAAAAUUCAAAAAAGGAGUUAAAAGGGUGUAAAUCUAUAACCUCAAAAGAUAAAACUGUUGAAAAAAUAUUAGAAUAUAUUUAUUUACAAAAAAAGAAAAUGUCAGAGAAUAUGAGAGAACAAUUUGAGAAUGUUUUGAUACCGGCAAAUAUUAAAUGCAAAAUUGGGUUCCCUUUACCUAAAAAUAUUUUUGGAAAAGCAUUCCUUCUCGAUUCGGCUUUGUCUUUUUCAGAAGACGAUUUAAAAGAAUUGGUACUUGGUAAAGAGAAAAUGGUUUACGAGAAACCAAAGGAGAAUGAUGAAGAGGAAAAGAAGGAGGAUGAGGACAAUAAUGAUGAUGAUGACGAUGAUGAUGAUGAGGGAGAUGUCCAAUUAAGUACAUAUGUAUUGUUAGAAGCAAUAUAUAAAGGAAGCAGAGGAUUUGGUAAAAAAGUAUUGUUGAAUUGGGAAAAAAUACCGGAAACAGAAUAUAAAUAUGAAAUUAAAAAAAGGCAAAGAUUAAAAGAUAUUGGAAAAAGAAUAUAUAAAAAGGCAGCAGAUUUGUUGAGAGAAAUUAUAAAAAGUGUGGAGAAAAAGGUGAACAAAGCUAAAAAAUGGAAAAAUAUUAAAAGAGGGACAAAAACAUUUUUUAGGAAAUUUAACCCUUUCGGAAAGCCAAAAACAUCUCCUGCAAGUUCUAUACCGAGAGAAGAGGAACCUUUAGGGGAAAAAGCAAAUUCGCCUCUUUUGUCAAAUCGAGAGGAGGGUGUAGAAGAGGAACAACCGAAAGGAGUAGAAGAAGAAUUUCGAAUAUCAACACCACCUUCAACAGGAAUUACACCAUCACCCGAAACAAAAAGUAAACUGUCAACUUUAUAUUCUUUUCAACAACGUACUGAAUCUUCUUCAAAUAUAGAAAGACAUAAACGAGUACUUUCUGAAGGUUCAAACAUUCCGGUUAUUCAGACACAUGUAGAGUUGAAGAGUCAAGCAACUUCGGAACGAGUUUCUUUUAUUGAGCAAAUUGUCGAAACAGACGAGGACAUUGAAGCUAUUAAAAAAUUAGAAAGGUCUGGAAAAGAUAAAGUAGAUGAUAAAAUAAAAGAUGAGAUUAAAGUAAGAGUUAAAUCAAUUAAAAGGAAAUGGCUAGAUGAAAUAAAUAAAUUAAAAUCCUUUGAAGAGAAGGAAAAUAAAAUAAAAGAAUGGAAGAAAAUUAUUGAAGAUUGGGAGAAAAAAGCUAGGGAAAUUUUUGAUGAGAAAAUUGAGGUAAAAAAGGAUGAGGAAGGUCAUAAAAGGUUGAUUGAACAACAAGUUCACCCAUUCAGAUUCCUUCAGGUGUGAAAAUUUAAUUAAAUUAAAUAAAGUUAGG
Messenger RNA from Meloidogyne enterolobii, 1648 nucleotides. Lineage: Eukaryota; Metazoa; Nematoda; Chromadorea; Rhabditida; Meloidogynidae. The record is from the annotation of a GenBank genome assembly.